Molecule: messenger RNA, 843 nt
Organism: Fusarium subglutinans
Lineage: Eukaryota; Fungi; Ascomycota; Sordariomycetes; Hypocreales; Nectriaceae
Exons: 2
Coding region: 1-843 (280 amino acids)
Source: RefSeq, a predicted model, not a curated record
AUGUCAUCCGACGCUAUCAGGGCGACUCUUGCGCAAUGGGACUUCUCUGUGGCUUCACAAGGCUAUCGUCGACGCGAAUCGAUCGUGUCUCCUCUAGAUAAACACGUUCCCAGUGUCUCGAGCAACCCAACUCUUCGAAAGGAGUCCUCAUAUCAGUCAAUGGAGACUGAUGAUCCAGCAGGCGACUACUUCCCGCGCUUCAACUCUUCCCUUGGGAAUUCGUUCUUGAGAUCUGGUAUACCUUGGCCAUCUCUUAGGCCUACAAACGAAGAUGAAGAGUCUCUCAACGUCACUCGUCAAAGGAUCCCAGGUCAUGAUCGUCUUCCUUUUCCAAACACUCAGGCUGCAUCUGAUCUUGGAAUUCUCAACUUCUACGUUGAGAAGCCGGACAUAGUCUACCUCGAAGUCGGGUUUCCCAACAUGCAGCCCUUCUUGCUCAGAGAGGACAAUGUACAAAAGAUCAACGAGCCAGCCGUCAUCAAUUUCUGGCGGCUCUCUGGAAGUCGAGAGUAUGCUACCGGCAUAGGAAAGCGUCACGUAUUUUGCAUUCUCGGCUAUCGCGUUUUCUAUCUUCCGAACGGUGGUGAACGUGAGGAACAUUGGAUUCAUUGGACAGGAUAUCGCGCCUCUGAAGCUUCGUGGGUUGAAUCUGACUUCGUCCGACGUGCUGCGCCUGAGAUGGUCCAGGCUUUCAACUCUGAACGCCGACUUUCUUGCUACAGAGACUCUACUGGGGAGAUGUUCAUCACCAAGACUGCACCCCGCUGUUCUGAAAUGGCCAAGGGGAUCAGUUGUAAUGGUUGUUUACGCUGCGGAGGCGGAUGCAACCGUGGCCAUGUUUAA